GUGUCGUUCGGUCGCGCUCCGGAGAUGUCCGGGGAGUCCCGAGCACGAGGUGUCACGGCCGGCAAUAACAUGGCACCGAACCGGCAGCCCGAUGAGGACAGGGAGAGUGACAGUGAGGGCGGUGCUCCGCACAGCACGGACUCUCAAAUACUGAUGAACCAACUGAGAGAGAUAACAGGGAUUCAAGAUCCAGCUAUUCUGAAAGAAGCACUUAAGGCUAGUAAAAAUGACAUAAUUCAGGCUGUAAGUUUUCUAACUGAUGAAUGUGCCAAAGAGCCAGAGGAAAACACUGCUGAACCGCCUGAAGGUGCAACCACGGUUAACCAACCAAAAGCUGCCGUGGUCAGGUUCAUGAAUGAUAAGGAUGAGCUCGAGGCAGCCAUAGCCCUCAGCCUGCAGGAAUCUACAAGCCGCCAGGCAGAGGGGAGCGAUUCAAGAGACAGUAACGUACUUCAUGUCACAUGCACUGACUGCCUUUCCACUGAAAAUAAGAGCCGUGCCAAAAGAAAACGAUCGGACGUCUGGGGGAAUUCACCGGAUCCCAAUGAUCUGAGGAGGAACGGUGACUGGCCUGUCGGAUUAAAGAACAUUGGAAACACGUGCUGGUUUAGUGCAGUGAUUCAGUCGCUCUUCCACCUGCCACAGUUUCGAAGACUGGUUCAAAGUUACAGUAUUUCCCAAAGCAUGCUGGAGAGGUGUCAGAGCAGAAGUGAGAAGAGAAACAUUGCUUUUAUGCAAGAACUUCAGUGUCUGUUUGCUCUCAUGGUUGGAUCCAACAGAAAGUUUGUGGAUCCUUCUGCUGCGGUUGAGCUGUUGAAGGAUGCUUUUCUGUCUGAAGAAGCACAACAGCAAGAUGUCUGUGAGUUUACACACAAGCUGCUGGAUUGGCUAGAGGACGCUUUCCAACUAGCCGUUUGCGGAGAGUGUUCAAGAGAUAAGGCUGAAAACCCAAUGGUGCAGCUUUUCUAUGGUACAUUUCUUAAUGAAGGAUAUCUGGAAGAUAAAAACUUCUCUAAAGUCGAGACCUUUGGGCAAUACCCCCUGCGGGUAAAUGGCUUUAACAACCUAAAUGAGUGCCUGGAGGCGGCAGUGUUGGAGGGAGAUCUUGAGCUCUCACGUACUGGCCAAGCAGUGCAAUAUAGGCAAGAGCGUUGGUUUACAAAACUUCCCCCGGUGCUAACCUUUGAACUUUCUCGGUUUGAAUAUAAUCAGUCUUUGGGUCAACCGGAAAAGAUCCAUAAUAAACUUGAAUUCCCCGAAAUAAUUUAUAUGGACAGGUACUUGUACAGAAACAAAGAGCUCAUUAGGAAGAAGCGAAGGGAUGUCAGGAAACUGAACAGGCACAUCGACUACCUCCAUCAGAAACUGGAAAGAUACCUGAAGUAUGGAUCUGGACCCAACCGUUGUCCCUUACCUGAUAUGCUUCGAUAUGUGCUGGAGUUUGCUCAUGCUAUAUCUGCUGCAAGGAGCCAUGCUGCGGAUUUGACACGAAGUGCAGAGACUCCAACAGAUGACUCUACUUCCCGCGACUCUCAACCACAAGAAAAUGGUCCUCUAAUGAAUGGGCACAUUGAACACUUAAGCAGGGAAGAACCACGCCUUCCUUUCCUGGAGGAUGAAUCUUAUUCCCUACAGUCUAUUGAUGAAAGUUGCAUGGGAUCUAUUGAAGAACCAGCUCCACAUUCAGCCACAAAGGAAGAACUCCGCUCCGUGGAAACGUGCCUGCAGAGGUGGAGAGCUGAAGUGGAACAAGACAUUGAAGACAUAAAGGUAUCUAUUGCCAAUUUAACAGCAAUGAUUGAUGACAUCUACAAUGAGCCUGACCUGAUGCAGGUUCCAUACAAACUCCAUGCAGUGCUAGUUCACGAAGGCCAGGCUAAUGUGGGCCACUACUGGGCUUAUAUAUACAGCCACACCAGAAAAUGCUGGCAUAAGUACAAUGACAUCUCUGUGACUGAGGCCACCUGGGAAGAGCUGGAAAGGGACUCGUUUGGAGGCAUGAAAAAUGCUAGCGCUUACUGUCUUAUGUACAUAAAUGACAAGCUACCGUACUUGAUUUCAGACUCCGAAACUGGACAGCUGGUGGAUAGAAUCGGCACUCUCCCUCUUCGUUUUGUGCAAUAUGUCAGAGAGGACAACCGAGGGUUUGACCAUGAAGUGGAAGAAUGGGAAGAUGCUCACUCCUGCAAAAUGCCUCAGAUGGAGCCUGUUGUAACCUCAGAAGAAGAGGCCCCUUCUACUUGCAAUGGCUCCUCUUCGGCUGGUGAGGAUUCUACAAGGUCUUUAUCCUCCGAACAUGCUAUGAUUGCCAAAGAACAGACUGCUCUUGCUAUUACUAAAACAGCUGAGGCAUAUGAAAGAAAUGGUGUGGAGGCUGCGCUGAAGGAGCCAUCAGAACCAAAGCCAGAGGAGGCCAGUCAGACUGAACCCUACCUCCCUGAUCAGUCAGUGGAGAAGGAACAGCAGCCCAGCUCCCAACUAUCCGAGGUGGAGAUCCCCAGUGUGGGGAAGAUACUCGUUAGAUCUGAUGCUGAUGGAUAUAAUGAGGAGAUGAUGCUGUGUCCUGCCAUGCAAGGUGUUAUCUUGGCAAUACUCAAAGCCCGCCAGAUCUUUGAUCGUGAUGGGCCAGAAGCAGGGCUUGUUAAGGCAUUCCAUGAAGAAUAUUCCCGACUCUGCAAAAUUGCCGAGGAGCAACCUUCUCCAUCCAGUGACCCUCGCUUGCAGCAUGUGCUGGUCUACUUCUUCCAGAAUAAGGCCCCGGCUCUUGUGAUUGAAAGAACUUUGCUGGAACAGUUUGCAGAUAAGAAUCUCAGCUAUGAUGAGCGAUCCAUAAGCAUUAUGAAAGUGGCUCAAGCAAAGCUAAAAGAUAUUGGUCCAAAUGACAUGGAUAUGAAACAAUACCAGAAGUGGCACGAAGAUUACAGCCAGUUUCGUAAGGUGUCCGUCUAUCUUCUAACUGGACUAGAGCUGUACCAGAAGGGGAAGUGUCAAGAAGCCCUCACAUACCUUGUGCAUGCAUAUCAAAGUAACAGUGCCUUGUUCAGUAUCGGAGCAAACCGUGGAGUAGACAGGAAACUCAUUGAGCUAUACAGGAGGAGAUGUCUUCUGGAACUAAAUGAUAAGGCUGCCAAAAUGUUUGAGACUCAGAAAGAGGAGCAGGUGUCUGAAGGAAUCAGCAUAAUGAACGAUAUGAUCAUCCCAUGCAUGCACCUCAUCGUCGACAACAACAUCUCAGAGGAAGAUCUGGAGGCCAUUGAAGACAUGAGGAGUCGUUGGUGCUCUUACCUUGGUCAGGAUAUAAAUGAAAAUGUACAGCGGAAACUUGGCCAGUUCCUCCCAAGACUUUUGGACUGUUCUAAUGAAGAUAUUUCAUUAAAGGAGCCCCCCAAAAUCCGGCCUCACUCACCAUACGAUUUGUGUAAUCGUUUCACAGCCAUAAUGGAGUCCAUCCAUGGAACAGUUAGGGUCAAUUAGAACUGAUGAGAUGUUCCUUCUAGGUCACCAAAUAUCAACCACUACAGACUGAUUGACAAGGUCACCUCCUCAGUCGCGUUGGCCCCCUGUAUCCAACGCAACAGUUUUUUUUU
Molecule: messenger RNA, 3587 nt
Organism: Nanorana parkeri
Lineage: Eukaryota; Metazoa; Chordata; Amphibia; Anura; Dicroglossidae
Gene: USP28
Product: ubiquitin specific peptidase 28
Exons: 26
Coding region: 25-3474 (1149 amino acids)
Biological process (GO): DNA damage checkpoint signaling; protein deubiquitination; regulation of protein stability
Cellular component (GO): cytosol; nucleus
Molecular function (GO): cysteine-type endopeptidase activity; protein binding; cysteine-type deubiquitinase activity
Source: RefSeq, a predicted model, not a curated record